GUAGAUUGAUGUGGAUGCGAGGUGUUCCCUGACUUCCCAGCCCCUUCCCCUUCCCUCAGUUAUCCCUUCCCUUCAGCGUGUUCUGUCGGUCCAGCACACUGCGGUCAGCAUGACCUCCACCUUGCAGACCCUGGCCUUUAAACUGGCCCCUCCCUCAAGAGAAGCUGGGUCAGGACAGCUGGAGCCCUGUAGUGAUGUACAGGGGCGACGCUAUGAGGUUGUCCCAUCAGUGGUCUGCUCCAUGUGCUGUCUCUUCGGAAUCAUCUAUUGCUUCUUUGGUUACCGCUGUUUCAAAGCUGUACUCUUCCUGACGGGACUGAUGUUUGGCUCCGUCAUCAUUUUCCUUCUCUGCUACAAGGAGCGAGUGUUAGACACGCAGCUGAGCGUGGAGGCUAGUGUGGGCAUCGGCCUGGGCAUCGGCACCCUCUGCGGCCUGGUUACCAUGCUGGUGAGGAGCGUUGGCCUCUUCAUGGUAGGGCUGCUCCUGGGCCUGCUGGUGGGCAUCGGGACUCUGAUCGGCAUGGAGGAGCUCUCGUCCAACCCCCCGCGAUCAGUAUGGGUGCCCCUGGGUGUGCUGCUGGGCCUGGGCAUGCUGUUCGCCGUUCUCACCCUACAGUGGCAGAGAUGCUUCACCACGCUCUCCACAGCCGUGUUUGGAGCUGCGGUCAUCGUUGUAGCCACUGAUUAUUUCGUGGAGCUCUUCGCUUUGGUGAGGUAUAUUUACGAGCGGGUGAAGACUGGCCCCCGGGAGCCGGUGUGCUGGACGACGUGGGUGGUCCUGGGAGCCUGGCCUGCUCUCGCCCUGCUGGGAGUGUUGGUGCAAUGGAGGGUGACGGCGGAAGGUUACUCCCACACCAAGGUGAUGAUCAGUCGUCAGCAGCGGCGGGUUCAGCUCAUGCGUAUUCGUCAGAAAGAGGAGAGGCGGGAGAGCAGCAGGAAGAAGAAGAGGAAGCAGCCGCAGAGCGCACAGCACACGCAUGCUGCCAAAGCUCUGCAUCCGGAGCCUGCCUACCGCAGAAAACCCAACCCUAUACGACGCUUCGAUGGAGACGUGCUUUCUCCUAGCUAUAUCCAGAGUUUCCGGGACCGUCAGGUGGAUGGUCGUGCUUAUCCAGUAGGUGGACUGAUGCCUUCAGGCCACACAAGUGUGGAUAUGGACUAUGACUGUGGCUCCACCGUCCCGCUCACUGCUGGGGUUGGACCACACGUCCGGGUCUGACCACUCUUACUUACAAAUAAACACACACACACACACACAAACACAAAUCCGGUGCUGACCUGACCCGGAGUCUCGCACGCACAGAGGCUCGGGUCCCCUCACCAUUCGGGACAAAUAAACAAACAAUUCAAGCACUUGUAACUAUUAAAAUACUGGACGCCUCAUUCUGAGACCACGGUUGUAUCGAAGAGCUGCUUUCAAACACACACAAUAACACUAACACACUUUACCCGAACAUGUGCCUGAAGUGUGGCAUUCUGUUCACUUACUAUACAAACCACUAUCGACUAAACUAAACUAACUGGGCUCCAUUUCUGUCGAAGCGUUCAGUGUGGUGAAUUCGUGUUCAUCGAUGUCUCGUUUCCGUUUGUGACGAAUUCAUCAGUCGGUGCUCAAUCUCGUCUUCGUUCUCUUAAUGCUGACUCCCAUUUUAAAGUGUGUCAUAGUAAAGUCCGUGGAUUCCAGCACCAGUGUUUUUGUACUGUGAGAUCCCGCUUUCUGGCCCAGGACCGUACCAAAAAAAAAAAAAAAAA
This is a messenger RNA of Danio rerio (zebrafish), 1752 nucleotides long. RefSeq names its product transmembrane protein 198ab (gene tmem198ab). Lineage: Eukaryota; Metazoa; Chordata; Actinopteri; Cypriniformes; Danionidae. The record is from RefSeq and is marked validated. Gene Ontology annotation, cellular component: membrane.